Molecule: messenger RNA, 1128 nt
Organism: Micromonas pusilla CCMP1545
Lineage: Eukaryota; Viridiplantae; Chlorophyta; Mamiellophyceae; Mamiellales; Mamiellaceae
Gene: P5CR
Product: pyrroline-5-carboxylate reductase
Exons: 3
Coding region: 1-1128 (375 amino acids)
Biological process (GO): L-proline biosynthetic process
Molecular function (GO): pyrroline-5-carboxylate reductase activity
Source: RefSeq, a predicted model, not a curated record
AUGCUUCGCGCCGCGACCGUGCGCGUCUCGCGCGGCGGGAGCGCCGCGCUCGAGCGCCAGCUCGCGAGCCGUCAUCUCGGGGGAGGACGACGCGCGGCGUCGCGCGUCUUUCCGGGGGUCGCUGGGCGCUGCCGACACCGCGAAAUCGCCGUCGUCGCUCGCGCGUCGUCGUCGACGCCGCCCCCCCCCCUCGCGCUCGGCACCGUCGGGUUCAUCGGCGCCGGGUCGAUGGCGGAGGCGAUGGCGCGAGGGUUCGCGGAGUCCGGCGCGGUCUCGCCGUCCUCCAUGCGCGUCUCGCGGAGCUCCGACGCGGCGCGCGCGGCGCGAUGGACAAACCUCGGCGUCGAGGCGCUCGCGUCCAACGGCGACGUCGCGCGCGUCUCCGACGUCGUCGUCCUCGCGGUGAAGCCGCACGUCCUGCCCGGAGUCUUGACCGAGAUCGCGUCCCACGUCUCGCCGGAGACGUUGCUCUUGUCCGUCGCCGCGGGCGUGAGCACGUCGUUCAUCGAGCGCGCGGUGUCGGACGCGAGGGGCGGCGGGGGAUCGAGGGAUGAUGAUCGUCGAUUCUCCCCGCCUCGGGUGAUUCGCGUCAUGCCCAACACGCCGUGUCAGGUCCGCGCGGCGGCGUCGUCCGUCUCCGCCGGCGCGCAUUCGUCGAGCGCAGACCUCGACGCGAUCGCGUCGCUCAUGCGCGCCGUCGGCGCGUGCGUCGUCGUGGACGAGUCGCUGAUCGACGCCGUCGUCGGCGUCAGGCGCGUUCCAUCUUACACUGGUCCCCAUACGACCCCCGGCAGCGGCCCCGCGUACGUCUACCAGAUCAUCGAGGCGAUGGCUGACGGCGGCGUCCUGUGCGGUCUCCCUCGCGCGGACGCGACGCUUCUCGCCGCGCAGACGGUCAUGGGCGCGGCGAAGAUGGUGUUGGAGAGCGGCGAGCAUCCCGCGGCGUUGAAGGAUAAGGUGUGCAGCCCGGGGGGGACGACGAUUCGCGCGGUGGCGGCGAUGGAGGCGGCGGGGGUUCGAGCGGGGAUGAUCGCCGCGGUGCGCGCCUCCGCGGAGCGAAGCGCCGAGCUAGGGCGCGCGACGGACGAAGCGGAAGCGAAAGCGACCGGGACCGGGAAGAAGAGGUAG